UUCCGACACUUGCAUAUCCAUACACAAACGUACAACUGCGGCAAACAGAGAAUACCAGAACAUCCGGUGUUCAUCAGGUGGAGACAGUUUGGCCCUUCAUUCAUCAUGUUCUCCAGAGGUACGAAUGAGGCAUGUCUUAUUUGUGGGGGAGCCCUGCAGGGUAACCAGAGAAGAUGGCUGUUUGGGGGUCUGAAGAAGAGAGGUGGUGAACCACGGACCCCGACAGAGUCCCUGAGAGGAGGAAGCAUGUCCCAGUCCUGUCAGAGCAGUCCCUGGGGUAGCACGUUAUCCCUAGGCUCCUCGGUGUCUCUCUCCAGAUCCCAGGUAUCCCUCUGCUCGCCCUCAAAAGGAAUGGACCUGCUCUCUGUGUUGAGCCACAUACUGGGGCAGUCUGUACCACGAGGCGGUGGGCGGGGGGAGUUUCUGUGCGGGAAAUGCGUGUGCGUUCUGGAGCGCGUGUUCAAGUUCGACACUGUCAUCGCCAGGGUGAGGGUGCUGUCCUCUGAAAGGCUUCAGAAGCUGACCCAGGAGAAGGACAACAUCAAGCGGUGGGUUCGCUACAAUUACUGCCAGAGGCACCCUGAGGACUUCGAGGAGGAUAGCGAGGGUGAUAAGGAAGGCUACAGAGAGAUGCUCAGAGAGAACAUGGCGCUUUCAGAGUACGAGUGCUGGUCUGAGAGAUGGGACACGUGUCCAUACUUCAUCCGAACCGGUAAAAGAUGUCGGAAGGGCAAAGGUUGUGAGGGGUGCGAUUCCUUGCGGGUGUCCGACUCGGAUUAUGAGUCUGUUUGUGGGGUUCCCCGUCGCCUGCCCUCCCAGCCCUUUUCCCCGUUGGCUCUGUCGCGGGACAAAUCACAGAGCAUGCCUCUCCAUUGGUCCAGGGUGCCGUCCAACCUCUCCAGCCUGACGUCGUUGGUGGGGUCCAGUCUUUCCUUACGGGCGUCCUCCUGUGCAGAGUCCGUCCAGUCGCUGGACUCUCUUGAUGGCACCGACCCAUUUGAUUUGCCGGGCGAUCAGCCGCUUAAUUUUGUGCUUAAAGAGCUGAGAAGUAUAGAGAGCAUGCCGGUCUGUUCACCAUCGGGCAGUCAGAUUCCGGUUCUGGGCAGGAAGGGAAAGCGGCACAGUGGGGGGGAGGUAAAGAUGGUGUCACCUGCUGUCAAGAGAGUGCUGGACUAUGGUGAUGAAGAAAAUGGAGGAGAUGAGAUGGACGGGGAGGUCAUGGAUGUCCUAACGGAGCUGAGGGACGAGUUCAUGCCUCUUCAUCGAGAGAACUCGACAAGCCGGAUGCACCACGCAGUCAGGCAGCUGCGUGGCCAGCUGGAUCAGGCUUUGGCCCGCAUCAGGACCCUGGAGGCAGAGCUGAAGGGACCAGCAGAUAACACUGAGGUCAAUGGGUCAGCGGACUGGGCACCGCCACCGCAGGGGGAAAGUGGCAGUUCACUCCUCCAGAGUUUCGCCAGCUCACUGCACAGCCGGGAGCGUGUGAUCCAGGAGUGUGUGGGUGUGAUCAGAAGACUGUGUGUGGAUGGGGGAGCGUCCACUGAGCUGCCUGACCAUCUGAAAGACAACCUGAAGGAGCUUCUCUCCGACAACACAACUGCCCUGGAGAACUGGAGGUCCAGCAUGAGCGAGAGAGAGAAUAAGAUGGAGAGAGAGAUUGAGGCCCUGAGGAAAGCUGGGAAAGACCAAGAGAGAGACCUGGACAUACUCCACACCGUGCUCCAAUGCAACCAGGACAUUAUCAACGAUCUGCGUCUGGCUCUGGCCGAGAAGGAGCAAAUGCAGAGGGAGGUGGAGAAAGAGAGGGCGGUGUGGAGGAGCAGGGAUCAGGCCCUCACGGCUGUGCUGCAGGAGAAGGAGACUCUGCUCCACUGCCUCAAGGAGGAGCUAGAGAGCUGUAAGAGCAACAUGCAGGCUCUCUCCGACUCACCGAUUGGCCGAAGUUCACCAGGAGGCGGGACUGAAGCAGCACUAGUCAAUCAGCUUCAAGAGAAAGAGAGCCUGUUUGCAGCCUGGUUGCAAGACAGAGAGGAGAAGAGCGCCACCAUGUGUUUGGAGGUUACCAAACUCACCGCAGUUCUGCAGGACUACCAAGUUACUGUGCAGGGUCAACAGGAGAGUCACAGCCGGACUGUGUCCUCACUCAGAGACCAGCUGAGAGACACACAGACUGAGGUGCGGGAGAGGAGGAGGGAGAGGAAGGAGGUGGAGCGAGAGCGGCAAAAUGACAGGGAUCAGCAAGAGAGGGAGGAGAGAAAGCUGAGGGAGAGUCUGGAGAAGAGAGACAAACUCAUCGAGCAAUUACUCCUGGAUGCGGAGGAGCGGGACCACCUCUUCAGAGAGCUGCAGCAUACGCCACAGCUCAAACACCAACCUGUCACCGCUGUCAAACACACGUUAUGAUGGAGGACAGCGCUGCUGUUUCGCAGUCUGGUUUGCACAUUUUUACUGUUAGGAAAUGGCGGGGAAAACUUGCACUUUCUGCCCCGCACAGCCUUUCGCCGGGGCAUAUUUACUGCGGUGUACGUAUGUGUCUUCUGAUAAGACCGCCGUUGUUUGUUUGGAUGUUUUUCAUUGGUUUGCGUUGGCAGACCUGCUGUGUUCUGGGAAAAGGGGCCAAAAGAAAUGUUCCAUGUUGUAAUAUGCCUAACGUUUCGGUACCGGAACACAGUCUCAGUCUUGAGUGGUUUUCAAAAUGGAGCCGUAGUCUGGCUCCUUAAAGGUGGAUGUUCAAUGCUUGACUUAGAAAUCAUUAAGGUGGAUGUAAACACUAAGGCGCUGGUGAUCAGCUGUCAUUUCACGUGACGGCGGCUCAUGUGCUUUAGUGUGAGAUGCUUCAUGCAGUCCUUCAGGACUGGGUGGGGCAGCUUUUAGGGUAUCAUUUUCUCUUAAGUUCUUAAAAGUGGGUUUUCUUCUGUUAUUUCUUUUUCAAACUGAUCGGCCCUUUUUCAGUUCGUUAAUAUACUACUGCUUUUUUGCUUUUUUUUGUCAUUUUUGUUUACGGUUCUCAGUCGACACUUAGUGUCAAGGAGAGAAAGCACAUCGGACCAAAAUAAUUUAUUUUGAAAUUUCCUUUUAUAUUUUUAUAAACUUAAAUUUCAAUCUUUGUUUAAAUGUGUGUUGUGAAUCUGUAAUCCAUGUGCUGCAAAAAGUGUCGAUCCUGACGAGUUAUUGCCGGCCGGUCUUGAAAAUCUCGUUUUUCCGAAAGAUUUUUCCGACGUGGGUGAUCCAUCCACUUGUUUCCGAAGAGCAGUUGGACUUCCUUUUUUCCAAGAAUUUUCCAUUUCCACUGUUUAAAAAGACACUUGAGGUUGAUUCAAGACAGUUCUUCAGUAAAGUUGGUUAUUGCGUUGGAUUGGUUAAAUUAUCUUUCAGUAGGUUAAAUGAUGCGUAAAGAUGUGAUUUUGUUUUUUUUGCAGUUUGAUCUGGCGCUGUUGUUCACCGUUUUAGAUUUAACAGAAUAAAAGG
Molecule: messenger RNA, 3468 nt
Organism: Lampris incognitus (smalleye Pacific opah)
Lineage: Eukaryota; Metazoa; Chordata; Actinopteri; Lampriformes; Lampridae
Exons: 11
Coding region: 106-2403 (765 amino acids)
Source: RefSeq, a predicted model, not a curated record